UCCGUUUUCCUCUUCUGGCUGGCCGGUGCUGAGGCAGCCAUGGUGCGGUUCAAGCACAGGUACCUACUCUGCGAACUAGUGUCUGACGACCCCCGCUGCCGCCUGAGCCUGGACGACCGAGUGCUGGGCGGCCUCGUACGAGACACCAUCGCCCGAGUGCACGGGACUUUCGGUGCAGCCGCCAGCUCCAUCGGCUUCGCGGAAUUUUCCAAAAUGACUUCCCCCUCCCCCAUCCCUGUAGUUCGAUACCUCAAUGCUUAUACUGGAAUAGUGCUACUUCGAUGCAGAAAGGAAUUCUACCAGCUUGUGUGGUCAGCUCUUCCCUUCAUCACGUACUUGGAGAACAAAGGAUACCGUUACUCUUGUUUUUUCAACACGUUACAUGUUGGAGGUACAAUUAGAACAUGUCAGAAGUUCCUAAUCCAGUACAACAGGAGACAACUGUUGAUCUUGCUACAGAACUGCACUGAUAAAGAGCGUGAAGCCAUCCAUAAGUCUGUCACAAGAAGCAGUUUACUAGAGGAGUCAGGUGAAGAAGAGCUUUCAGAUAGUGGUGGUGAGGAGGCUGCUGAAGCAAUGGAAUGAGCUGCUACUUCCCACACAGUAGGCUACAUUUUGCCCAUGUGUUGAACAGGACACUCUGGGUGGCAUCAGUGUCUUCUACAGUUCUCCAGAUUGGGGUCUGCCAGCCAGAGGACACAUUUCUCCACUGAAAUGAAAAGACUUACUCAAACUAAAGUUACCUUUAUCUAGUGUUCCCCUGGUUAAGUGAUACAGGUUGUGAACUUGGUAGUCAUAGGUAUCUUUUUAUCUUACUGCUUGGCUGAGAGUACACUUAAUAAAUGUAUUUGGUUUCUAUAGCAUUUAGUGUACUUGUUAACAAUAAAAGGGCUUAUGGAGUUCAUGCUUGGCCAAAUCUCAGUCCCCUCCUACCCAUGGCCUUGGUGGGCAGACUGGCUUCCUAUGUGGUACCAGAUGAAUUGUGAAUACUUACCCUUCUACUUGAGGCUUUAGCAAACCAAGUCAUUUGGAGUAGAAAUAUUAGUAAGACAAAGCCACUAAAAUUGGUACAUGUCUAUAGCCAGUCUCAGUGCUGACCCGUGGGGCCCUACAAAUACCAAAUUUCUUGCCAAUACUUAAUCAAGUGACUUAAUGCAGAUUUUGCAAUUGGUAUGUGGGGUGGGGUGGUGGCUUCACCUGACCUCAUUAUGCAAGGCCAUAUAACUACUACCAACUUGAGGUAGUCUCCGCAGUUACACUCUUCUCUAUUGCCUUAUACCUGAAGAUAGGCAGACUGCCACACUCACAGGAAUCAGGAGGGGCAAGAGACUUGUGAUCAAGUUUGCACUGCUACCUACUAACUUUUCUUUUUUUAUUAUUUU
This is a messenger RNA of Nycticebus coucang (slow loris), 1382 nucleotides long. It is a transcript of the gene POP5, whose product is annotated as POP5 homolog, ribonuclease P/MRP subunit. The record is from RefSeq and is a predicted model, not a curated record. Bases 40 to 585 code for a protein of 181 amino acids. Gene Ontology annotation, molecular function: ribonuclease P RNA binding. Gene Ontology annotation, cellular component: ribonuclease P complex. NCBI's taxonomy places the organism in Eukaryota, Metazoa, Chordata, Mammalia, Primates, Lorisidae. The transcript is spliced from 5 exons. Gene Ontology annotation, biological process: tRNA 5'-leader removal.